Molecule: messenger RNA, 419 nt
Organism: Callorhinchus milii (elephant shark)
Lineage: Eukaryota; Metazoa; Chordata; Chondrichthyes; Chimaeriformes; Callorhinchidae
Gene: atp5mj
Product: ATP synthase membrane subunit j
Exons: 4
Coding region: 118-288 (56 amino acids)
Cellular component (GO): mitochondrion
Source: RefSeq, a predicted model, not a curated record
ACUGAAAGCUCUUGCGUCCCGUCGACGAUCGUCGGCGUUGUACAUCGCAGAGUCCUUGUUCAGCCUCGACCGGUGGUGACCUUCCUUUAGCCGCAGCGGAUCCCCGGGCGAAACAGCAUGGUGAGUCGAGCUAUUUCCGAGUGGUGGACCAGAAUGAAGCCUUAUUAUACUCGCGCCUACCCGGAGAUAUGGCCUGGUAUAGCCAUCAUGACCUUCCUCUACUACAAGUUGUCAUAUGGCGGUAAGAAAGCUGUAAAAAGCACACCCACUAAUCAAGCACACCAUUGAUUACACCGAGGUCGACCACCUAGGCUAAAAUCAUGUGAAUCACCGGGAAGAUAUCAGGCUGCAGAAGAUUGAAUGUCAUCUUGGAGUAUGCAAUUUGUGUAAUGGAAGGAAUAAAAUUUGAGUGUUGCAGA